Messenger RNA from Meloidogyne enterolobii, 1119 nucleotides. Lineage: Eukaryota; Metazoa; Nematoda; Chromadorea; Rhabditida; Meloidogynidae. The record is from the annotation of a GenBank genome assembly.
AAAAUGUCUAUUAAUUCUUCUUCCCUUAAUUCUCAUCCAUUUUUGACUUUACUUUUAUCUAAAUUUGGACAUAAUGAAUUACCUGAAGGGGCAGCAGAGAAAUGGGCUUUGAGUGAAAGGCUGGCUAAUUGGCUGGAUUGCCGCGAUAUUUUGAGUUAUUUACGGGAUGAAUUUUACAUUCCGAAGAUGGGGACUUUGCCUAAUGUUAAUCCGUCAAUUAUUAAUACUGGAUUAGAAAAAGAAUGUAUAUAUUUAUGUUCAAAUUCUGUAGGUUUACAACCAAAAUGUACAAAAAAAUAUAUUAAUAAUGUAUUAAAACAGGGAGUUGAUGGACAUUUUUAUGGUUCAGAACCUUGGAUUAACUGUGACGAUCGUCUUUUAGAAGGAAUUGUUAAAUUGGUAGGGGCUAAAUUAAAAGAGGAAGUUGGUCUAAUGAAUUCAACUACUGUGAAUAUACAUGUGCUUUUUACUUCUUUUUAUAAUCCAACCCCAACAAAAUACAAAAUAUUAUUAGAGGAUCAUGCUUUCCCGUCUGAUCACUAUGCAAUAGAAUCACAAUUAAGAAUUAAAGGAUUAGAUCCAUUAAAGGCAAUGAUUUGUUUGAAGCCGAGGGAGGGAGAGGAUUGUCUUAGAACAGAAGAUAUUCUUGAGAUAAUUGAAAAAGAAGGGAAUUCAAUAUCAAUUUUAUUUUUUAGUGCUGUUAAUUAUUAUACUGGACAAUUAUUAAAUAUUCAAUUAAUAACCGAAAAAGCUAAACAAAAAGAGUGUUUUGUUGGCUGGGAUCUUUCCCAUGCUGUAGCUAAUGUGCCUCUUUAUUUAAAUAAAUGGAAUGUUGAUUUUGCUUGUUGGAGUAAUUAUAAAUAUGCUUGUUCUGGUCCGGGGGGUGUUGCUGGAAUUUUUAUUCACGAACGUUACAAAACUGAAGGCAUGUCACGUCAAAGACUUCUUGGAUGGUGGGGGCAUCGUUUAGACACUCGAUUUCAAAUGAAUAAUAAAAUGGAACUUUCUGAAGGGGUUGCUGGCUAUCGAAUGUCUACACCCUCAGCUAUGUUAAUGGCUGGGGUUAAAGGAUUUCUUGAGGCAAAUAUUUUUAAUAAACUCGAACCUCCAUUUAACUAG